Molecule: messenger RNA, 939 nt
Organism: Cordyceps militaris CM01
Lineage: Eukaryota; Fungi; Ascomycota; Sordariomycetes; Hypocreales; Cordycipitaceae
Product: mitochondrial oxaloacetate transport protein
Exons: 3
Coding region: 1-939 (312 amino acids)
Source: RefSeq, a predicted model, not a curated record
AUGUCCACCACAGCCGGCGCCUUCAUCGCCGGCGGCAUCGCGGCCUGCGGUGCCGUGACCGCCACGCACCCAUUUGAGACGGUCAAGAUUCGGAUGCAGCUGCAGGGCGAGCUGCAGACCAAGGGCCACAAUCCCCAUCACUACCGCGGGCCGGUGCACGGCGUGCGCGUCAUUGUAAGGAACGAGGGCAUAAGGGGCAUCUAUCGGGGCAUCGGGUGCGCCUACGUGUACCAGAUUCUGCUCAACGGCUGCAGACUGGGCUUCUACGACCCGAUGCGCCAAGCGCUAGCCUCGAUGUUUCUGCACGACGGCGCCGCGCAGAACCUCGGCAUCAACAUGCUUUGCGGCGCCGGCUCGGGCGUCAUUGGCGCCGCCGCCGGCUCGCCCUUUUUCCUCGUCAAGACGCGCCUCCAGAGCUUCUCGCCGUUCCUGCCCGUCGGCACUCAGCACACCUACAAGAACGCCCUCGACGGUCUGUCGCAAAUCUACCGCGGCGAGGGCAUUCGCGGCCUAUACAGAGGUGUCGGUGCGGCAAUGAUCCGCACCGGCUUCGGAAGCUCUGUCCAGCUGCCCACGUACUUUUUUGCCAAGAGGCGGCUGAUGCGCCACGCUGGCAUGGAGGAAGGUCCGGCGCUGCACUUGGCGAGCAGUGCCGUCAGCGGAUUCGUCGUGUGCUGUUUCAUGCACCCCCCUGACACCAUCAUGUCGCGCCUGUAUAACCAAAACGGCAACCUCUACAAGGGCGUCCUCGACUGCCUGGGCAAGACGAUUCGCACCGAGGGCGUUUUCGCCAUCUACAAGGGCUUCCUGCCUCACUUGGCCCGUAUUCUUCCGCACACGAUCCUGACGCUGUCCCUCGCUGAGCAGACCAACAAGCUGAUGCGCAAGGUAGAGGGCCGCAUUCUACCCAUGAUGGAUAAGGACACGAACCGCCUGUAG